This is a messenger RNA of Polychytrium aggregatum, 841 nucleotides long. RefSeq lists its product as uncharacterized. Lineage: Eukaryota; Fungi; Chytridiomycota; Chytridiomycetes; Polychytriales. The record is from RefSeq and is a predicted model, not a curated record. The annotation marks the transcript as partial. The transcript is spliced from 3 exons.
CGAGGAGUCGCGCUCUCGCCCAUUCCGUCCUCCCGGCUGUUGCUCUGGGCUGCAUUCAGGCCCUGUGUCGUCCUCCAUCAGCCAACCCUCCUACUCCCGGAUACCUCUGCGUCGUCUGCACGCCCAUCGAUCGCCAUGGCAACCCUCAAGUAUGGAUACGUCAAUGACACCACCAUGAUUGCACCCCCGAUGCUCCGCAAAAUCGGCCUGAACUGGGCAGGCAAUUCCUCCUUUGUGUGGGUCGGCACCCUGGACGACAUCUGCAACUGGAUGGAGGUCCAUCGCCGUUUGCAGAUCGAGUACGAAGAAGCCGCCGACUUCCACUCCAAGAGCAACUCCCUGGCCCUGCACGUCAAGACCGUCCCGAUCGAGAAUCCCUCCGGCGGCUGGGUCAGUCUCCUGGGUCCGGUCACCGGCUACAUUGUCGAGGUCCGCCUGGCUCAAACCUCGGACCUGGCCCGCGACACCUGGGCCGGCGCCGAGGAGCAGGAGAGCCGGGAGGAGGCUCCUGUCAGCACCGCCGCCGCCCAGUUUGCCCAGCGCAACUUUGGUGUGAUGUGGAGAGGCAGCCAGGAAGAAGACCUCUCGCUGAUCCUGCUGGACUCGAGCACCACCCUGGGAGAGUGUGCCGCCAUCCUCAAGGAUGGAGUGACUGGAUGGCGAGACCUGCGCAAGACCAAGUAAAUUGCAUGUCAGCGACUGGAGGGCAGAAUGGGUUGUCCAGCCCAGAAUCAUGUUGCACCCACGGAACGAAAACGGGGGCACCCCGAUAUGCCUUUGAUUGUUGCUCUCUCUGAGUGGCAAUACACACGCAUCCAUCCUCCACAAUCGCCAUCCGCCG